AUGGGUGAUAGUAACCAAAAACUUCAUGCUAUCAUGAUUUCAUUCCCUUUCCAAGGUCAUAUAACCCCUUUCGUGCACCUAGCAAUAAAGCUUGCUUCGAAGGGCUUCACCAUCACUUUCGUCCAUACCGAGUUUAUCCACCACCAGAUAACCAAAUCCCAGCCACACAAAACAAUUGAACCCCAAGUUUUUUCCGAAGCACGUAAAUCUGGUCUUGACAUCCGUUACACGACGAUUACCGACGGCCUUCCAUUGGAGUUCGACCGAUCUUCAAAUAUGAAGCAGUAUUGGGACUCCAUCAUGCAAGUUUUCCCGACCCACAUAGAUGAGUUCGUGAAUAACAUGGUUAAGUCACAUCCAUUGUCGGCCUUUUUCCUUGUCACUGACACUCUUUAUGCCUGGCCAGCAACAAUUGCCAAGAAGUAUAACUUUGUCAUUGUUUCAUUCUGGACGCAACCUGCCUUGAUUUUCACUUUAUACUAUCAUUUGGACCUUCUAAUAAAAAAUGGGCAUUUUGCCUCCAAUGAACCCAAGGACUUGACAUCAACUCUUCAGGAAACUGACACAACAACGCUGGUACACCGAGUAACUUUCAAAGCAUUUGAGGAGGUCAAGAAAGCAGAUAUUGUUAUAUGUAACACUGUGGAAGAACUUGAAUCUGAAACAAUCUCAGCUCUACAUCAGAAGUCGCCCAUCUAUGCAAUUGGGCCCAUUUUCCCUCCUCGCUUCACCAAAAGCACUGUGGGUACCAGCCUGAGGGCCGCGUCAGACUGCACUGAGUGGCUUAAUACCAGGCCUCAUGGGUCAGUUUUAUAUGUUGCAUUUGGUAGCCUGGUAAGUAUUAGUGAACAUGAUAUGGCGGAGAUAGCCCAUGGCCUUUUGCUUAGUGAAGCUAAUUUUAUUUGGGUGCUUCGACCUGGCACAAUAGGUUCGGAUGGUACUAAUAUCUUGCCUGUCGGAUUUGAAGAUUCAAUCAAAGAUCGAG
Messenger RNA from Ilex paraguariensis (yerba mate), 985 nucleotides. The record is from the annotation of a GenBank genome assembly. NCBI's taxonomy places the organism in Eukaryota, Viridiplantae, Streptophyta, Magnoliopsida, Aquifoliales, Aquifoliaceae.